Arabis nemorensis is the source of this 792-nucleotide messenger RNA. The record is from the annotation of a GenBank genome assembly. NCBI's taxonomy places the organism in Eukaryota, Viridiplantae, Streptophyta, Magnoliopsida, Brassicales, Brassicaceae.
AUGGGGAAAGGAGGAGGAUGCGUUCCGAGCAAGAAGAAGAAGCCGUCGUCUCUCACCGGAGAUGGUACCGGAAUCAACGACGACGACACUACCAAUGCUCCGAUCCCAAUCGAGGAUGAUCGGACCACCGUCGACGGAGAUCGAACGACGGCGACGAAUACACCGGCGAUUACGAUCUCAUCGCCGCUUAAGAUCUUCGUUGUGUACUAUUCGAUGUACGGACACGUGGAGAGUUUAGCGAAGAGGAUGAAAAAGGGGGUCGAUAGUGUUGACGGAGUUGAGGCGAGGUUGUAUAGAGUUCCGGAGACGUUAUCUCAGGAGGUUGUUGAGCAGAUGAAGGCACCGGGGAAGGAUUCUGAGAUCCCGGAGAUUACGGCGGCGGAAUUAGCGGCGGCUGAUGGGUUUUUGUUUGGGUUUCCGACUAGGUAUGGUUGUAUGGCUGCUCAAAUGAAAGCUUUCUUUGAUUCUACGGGACAACUGUGGAAAGAGCAGAGUCUUGCUGGUAAACCUGCUGGGUUCUUUGUGAGUACUGGGACUCAAGGAGGUGGUCAAGAGACUACUGCAUGGACAGCGAUCACACAGCUCGUGCACCACGGGAUGCUAUUUGUCCCGAUAGGAUACACAUUUGGAGCAGGAAUGUUCAAGAUGGACUCGAUCCGUGGAGGCUCACCUUAUGGAGCCGGUGUGUUUGCUGGUGAUGGAUCAAGAGAAGCAACAGAAACAGAACUUGCUCUUGCUGAACAUCAAGGAAACUACAUGGCUGCUAUUGUCAAGAGACUUGCACAACCUUAA